AUGUUUCACGUAAGGCUCAGCUGCACACUGUUGCUGGCAGCGACCUGUUUGCUCAGCAGAGCAGAUGCUUCCAUGGAGAAAGCUGUCACCUGUGACAUGGGCGUUGUCCAGCGGUUGAGCUGUGAAAAUGGAGUGAUCAGUGUGGAAGCAGCUCUGUACGGACGUGCAGACGGAGAGACCUGCAGUGAGGACAGACCUCAACAACAGCUUAACAACACAGAGUGCUCUCAGCAGGGAACCGUGGACGUCCUCAGGAGGAGGUGUGAUGGGAAGAAAGUGUGUGAACUGAGCGUGACUGACGUCCAAAGUCCUGACCCUUGUGUCGACACCUACAAAUAUCUGGAGACCAGCUACACCUGUUUACCUGCAAGUCACCUGGUCACAUGCGAGCACUCGUUUGCACACCUGCACUGUGAUGAAGGGCAGUCUAUCCUCGUGUACGGGGCUCACUAUGGUCGCCACGAUCAGACCACAUGCUCCUACAGACGUCCGGCCUCUCAGGUCCAAAAUGUUUACUGCUCCCGUCCCACCAGCAAAGUUGCUGAGAGCUGUGACGGGAAGAACAGCUGCACCAUCAGAGCGAGUAACUCGGUGUUUGGAGACCCCUGUGUUGGCACAUACAAAUACCUCGAGGUGGCUUACAUCUGUCAGUAUCUAACAUGAACGGAUUUAAAAUGCAGUUUUAUGACAAUUUUUG
Molecule: messenger RNA, 697 nt
Organism: Pelmatolapia mariae (spotted tilapia)
Lineage: Eukaryota; Metazoa; Chordata; Actinopteri; Cichliformes; Cichlidae
Product: L-rhamnose-binding lectin SML-like
Exons: 9
Coding region: 1-663 (220 amino acids)
Molecular function (GO): carbohydrate binding
Source: RefSeq, a predicted model, not a curated record